AUGGGAGAAUUAUCCCCUUUCGGAACACUAGACGACUCAAACGCCGUACAGCUCACAGGAAAGAUCAUGAUGAUCGCCGUUCUGGUUCUCUUCUUAGUAGUUGUCUUCGUACUCUGCCUUCAUCUCUACGCCAAAUGGUACUGGUGGCGCGAAGAUGACGACACCUCCGCUAACCGCCAAUCUCGCCGCCGCCGCCGCCGCUUUGUUUUCGCCCCCGGCCAGGACACAGUUGCCACCGUGAGAAAAGGGCUCGACCCUCUGGUCCUCAAGUCCCUGCCAGUGCUGGUGUUUCCUUCAGAGGACUUCAAAGAUGGCCUUGAAUGUGCAGUUUGUCUCUCUGAGCUUGUUCAGGGCGAGAAGGCCAGGCUGCUUCCGAAAUGCAGCCAUGGCUUCCAUGUUGACUGCAUUGACAUGUGGUUUCAGUCUCACUCCACGUGUCCAAUCUGUCGUAACCCUGUUGCUCCUGAGAGCUCUGCUGAUUCUGGUGCUGCUGGUUCUUCAUCUGCAUUGGCAGAGAGUGAUAGUGUUCAAAUUCUAUCACCAGCUGAGAGUUUGGCAUCUGGGUUUUCAAUAGAGGCUCCAAAUUUCCCAACAAAUGUGUUGUUUUGGGGGAACCAGACCCAGGUGAGCUCUGGACCUGGUUCUGGUUUAGAAGAAGGCCCUUCAUCACCACCCAUGUGCCCAUCUUCUUCAUCUUCACCUUCAUCUUCACCUUCAUCUUCAUCUGCUAUUAGUAGGCCCGAUGGGAUGUUGGUGAUUGAUAUACCAAGUCAAACCUCAUUGCCAUCACCUUCGCCUUCCCCUUCGCCUUCCGGCAAUAGGUUCGCCGCCGAUGAGGACUUGAAGUCUCCGGCUACGACGAGGUUGAGGUCACUCAAGAGGCUGUUGAGCAGAGAUAGGAGGAUAAGUCCCUGCAGUCCUAGUUCUGUUGAUGUUGAACAAGGAGGAGGGAGAGGACAGAGUUAG
This is a messenger RNA of Prunus armeniaca (apricot), 966 nucleotides long. The record is from the annotation of a GenBank genome assembly. NCBI's taxonomy places the organism in Eukaryota, Viridiplantae, Streptophyta, Magnoliopsida, Rosales, Rosaceae.